Molecule: messenger RNA, 4097 nt
Organism: Clarias gariepinus (North African catfish)
Lineage: Eukaryota; Metazoa; Chordata; Actinopteri; Siluriformes; Clariidae
Product: transcriptional regulator QRICH1-like
Exons: 12
Coding region: 563-2665 (700 amino acids)
Source: RefSeq, a predicted model, not a curated record
UUGAUAUGUUAUAUGGAUAUGUCAGGUUUGGUGGCAUUCAGAUCUGUGUUGAGUAGUUUAUGAUUCUUGUGCAAUAUGGCGUAAUUAUAUUAAAAUGCCUAAAUGCAUAUAAUAUAAUGAUCUCCAAUAAUAAAUAAGCUGUAUUACUGAUAAAUGAAUUUCUGCUACUACCGCUACUACUACUACUACUACUACUAAUAAUGCAUGAUAUAUUUGAGAUCUAGGAUCAUACGUUUGGACUGUAGAAGAGAUUAUUCUCGGUUCGUGAAGAUCCACAUGCUGCGCGCGUUCACGGCGCCCCUCAACGCGCGUUCACGGAGCGGGAAUGUGCGCGUGGGCCUGCAGAGGGAGCUGCGCGCGCUCCACUGAAGCGGCGCUGUUCGAGCAGGACAGUCCGGGGUCUCGCGCUCACAUACGAGGCCUACUUCCGUCCGCGCGCCGCUCUCGGAAAUUCAUUUUGUUUCACAGAACAGUCACCGGCUCUCCAACCGAGCGAGGCGAGAAGCCGCGUUUCAACGUUUUCUAACACGGCUUCAGUCAGUUCAAGGUGGAUUGACCUGCCAUGAACGAGCCGAUCGAAGGCGGUGCGAUCUCGUUCGACGAGUAUGUGCGACAAAAGGCUCGCACCAUACCCCAGCACCGCAUGAAGGAGUUCCUGGAGUCGCUGGCCACCAAAGGCCCUGAGAUCCUACAGGAGUUCAGCCAGCAGGCCAGCGGCACCACAACUACCAUGGUGUACCAACAGGGGGCCAACUGCAUCUACACCGACAGCACAGAAGUGGCAGGGUCGCUGCUGGAGCUGGCGUGCCCCGUUCAGGUGACUUCUACGCAGAUCUCGCCACAGCUGGCUGCAGCUGUCCAGCAGGCAUCCGAGCAGCAGAUUCAAGUCCAGGUGCAAAUACAAGGCGAGCAGGGUCAGGUGCUGCAGGUGGCUUCUCCUACCCAUCAGCAGCUGUCAGGGGUCACUACAGCACAGCUGGUGCAGCAGGGUGACCUGACCGAGGAACAACAGCAACAGAUCCAGGCACAGCUGGUAGCAGCCGUGGCCGGAGGUCAGCAAAUUCAGAUCCAGACAGUGGAAGCUCUUUCUCCAUCCCAGACGCAGCAGGGGUCGGACCGCGACGCAGAUCGUCGUGCUGGAGCGUCACCAGGUGUCCUGCAGCCAGCUAAGAAGCGCAAAGUAGACGUCCCUGCCGUAGUGUCUUACCAGCUAGCACAGGGCCAGCAGCUUGCCACCGUCCUGGCCAUUCCCCAGGGUCAGCAGCAGGGCUACGUGUCGCUGAGGCCAGAGCUCCUGACUGUAGACAGCGCUCACCUUUAUGGCACGGCCACAGCCGGUACCAUCACGGGUGCAUCGGGAGAGACCUGGACUAUCCCGGUGUACCAGCAGCAGCAGGGUGUGGCACACAUCGCCAUCCCACAGGAGGCCUACAGCACAGUGCAGGUGCAAGACAAAGAUAAAGACAAGAUGGCCCAGGUUGCAGGCGCGGUGGCGGUGCCUGUUUCGGGCUCACAGGAGGAGGUGGUGCACUCUCUUUUCCCGGCACAGUUAAUGAACGGAAACAUCCACAUUCCAGUGGCAGUCCAGGCAGUCGGGGGAGGCUACGCAAGCACCCAGGCGCUGCACAUCUGGGACCCGCAGCAACAGCAGCAGCACGUCCAGGAGGCAGAAACUCAGGAGCAACAGCUCCAUCUGCAGGCGGAGGCAGAGCCACAAGCCGAAGCUCCUCCUGAGCUGCUUCUUCCUACAGUACUAAAGCCAGACGAGGGCCUGGAGACCUGGAGGCUUUGGGUUCAACGCAAAAACGCAGAACUCGAUAAGAACGAACAGAACAAGUUGGCGCCGAUUGGCCGCCGCCAGCCUCUGCGUUUCCGAGAGGACCUGGUGUCUAGUUCAGUGGGAGAGCUCAACGUGGCUCUGUCUCUCAUGACCCAGGAGGCUCGCGGACUAGAAGGGGAGCCAUUCGAACCUGACGCGCUGUAUUACGUCUUCUUAUGCAUACAAAAAUACAUGUUUGAGAACGGCAGGGUGGACGACAUCUUUUCAGACCAGUACUACUCCCGUUUCUCCCAGUGCCUACACAAAGUCCUGGAGGAAUGGAGGCCCAGUGUUCAUCCGCUAGGUUAUAUCAUCCCUAGUCAUGUGACAGAGGAGAUGUUGUGGGAGUGUAAACAGCUGGGCGCUCAUUCUCCAUCUACUUUACUCACUACACUAAUGUACUUCAACACCAAGUAUUUCCACCUGACCACAGUGGAGCAGCACAUGAAGGUGGCCUUCUCGAAAGUGCUCCGGCACACCAAGAAGAACCCGACCAACCCAAAAGACAAGAGCACCAGCAUCCGCUACCUGAAAGGAGUUGGCUCUCACCAUGUCGGUCAGAAAGUGACAGAUGAUAUGUAUGCAGAGCAAGCUGAAGAUCCAGAGAAUCCACUUCGCUGCCCCAUCAAGCUCUAUGACUUUUACCUCUUUAAAUGUCCUCAGACUGCCAAAGGCCGGAAUGACACGUAUUACCUGACGCCAGAGCCUGUCGUAGCCCCAAACAGCCCUAUAUGGUACUCGACCCAGCCGAUCACGAGCGAGCAGCUGGAGCAGAUGCUGACGCGCAUCAUGGUGGUGCGGGAAAUCCAAGAAAUUAUCUCCAUCACACAAGCCAACAUCCAGUGAAAGAUGGAGGAAGAAGGAGAAAGAGAGAGAAAAUGAGAGAUACAAUGAACAAAUGGUUUCCACCUCCAAGCUCCUCCGUCCUCACAGCCAGCCUCAGUCACUCAUAAACCCGAAAGGAGGAAACGUAGCCGUCGGCGCGUCCCCUCGUGCUCUUUAUUUACACGACCUGAAGCACGCACCAGUGGUGGCACGCGGGCAGAGGAGGCAACGAUCCCUACGUGUCCUCACGCACUAGAAAUCAGUUUGAGUAGGAUUCAAAACAGUUACUAACCAGGCCAAGGAAAUUCGACACCCUGACGUUGAGUAGUCGCUAACGCUAAAAGAAAAUCAGAGUCAGUUUACUUCUAAACAAAAAGCAACAUCCUUUCUGUUGAGCUUGCUGUAGCUUGAUUUCAGUGUAUAAUUCUGAAGUGGUUCAGAGUUCAAAGAGCAUUAGCAUGAUCAUUGUGUGUGUGUGUGUGUGUGUGUGUGUGUGUGUGUAUACACACAAAGUCUGGAUCCAGAGGCAACAAUGUGUAUAAAUGUCAGAAUGUCAGCCUCUAACUUCGCAGCACUUGUGUAUACGGGAGCGUCGAACGUUUCUUAAUGUAGCAGAACUGAUGUUGUCAUGUGAUGCUGGCUCUGGUUAUAUUUGAUCUUUUAUUGUUUAUUUUGAUGCCAGCUUGGGUUUGAGGUAAAAGUACCAAAUUUAAUAUAAGGGUCAAAAAAGGCUUGUGGAUCCAGACUUUUGCACCAACUUUGUGUGUAUGGGGGGGGGGGUGGGGGAGGAACAAGCCUUGUAAACUGACUAAUGAAUCAUUUAUUUUUUAUUUACUUCCUUCAUAAAAAUUUAAUUUCAGGAGAUGCCUCCUCUGACCAGCUACCACUGGAGGACUGGACUAAAUCAAGCUUGCAAGCCUUUUUUUUUUUUUUUUUUUAAAUAAAGAUAUUACUCAAUCUGUUCAUAUGAUGCCUGUUGGCGCUACACACCUUUAACGUGCAGUUUCUCUUCGCUAGCUGUUGCUCUGUCGAUUAUGUACCCCCUUUCGUUUUAUACUCAUCAUCUAACGUCGUUUAUUUUCUCACUUAUCCUUGUACCCCACCUCCCAUUAAUUUGCUUGUUCUUUUUCCAUUGUAACCGGGAGAGGCGAGGAGUGUGUGUGUGCGGUUUAGACUGGAGUCAUCUCUGCAAGGGGUUAAAACACGGGUUCUUUUCCGGAACCCCUUACACACCCUUGACUUGGCAGUAGUGCGGUCAAGACACUUUAAAGAGUGUACUCUACACAGAAAGACUUUUUGGUCUUCAUUUUUUUUUUCUUCAUGUUUUGUUUUUAUUUUUUAUAUAUGCAUCUAUGGUAAUCUGAUAUGUAUUGAUAUUAUAGUGGUGCUGGAGACUGAGAAAAUUGAAGCCUGUGUUUUCAAACAUGCCUUUUGUACAGUGAGGUCCCUGUAA